CGGCUGGGGCGGCGGCGGCGGCAAAAAUGACUUGGGCAAAAUGGGCGGACAAGCUCUCCCUUGGGAAUACGAUCCAGAGCUCGAAGGAAAAUUGAACACCAAGCCCAGCGAAAAGUUUCCCCCAAUCCCUCCACCGACAGCAGACCCGCCAACCCCCUAUGAACGCUCCUUGGUCCACCACUACCGCACGCUUCGCGCCCGCAUCCACGAUGGCCCAUUCUACGCUAUUCUAUCCUCUUCCGCGCGCGUCCACAAGUCUGGCAAAAAGUCCCCUCCUCAAGCCCACUACGAUCCCUUCGAAAGCAUGCCCACCUACUCCCAACGCUACACGAAAAGAAAAAACACCUUGCCUCGGUUAUCAGGAAGACCGUUUGUGAAGAGUUAUUUCCCGGAGGAAUUGUGGGCGGUGAUUGAGCCUGGGAGUGUGGGGGUGCAAGGGCAGAGGAAGAUGUUGAGUUUGAGCACGAGGACGAAAUUGGAUAAAUUUGAUGUGGAUGGGGAGGAUGAGGAUGAGGAGGGAGAGGAAGGUGGGGAGGAUGGGGAUAAGGUUGACGGGGUGGAGGAUGAGGAUAAGGAGGAGGAGGAUCCGGAUCAGUUUGAUGAGGAGGAUGAGGAUGAUAAUGAUGAUUAUAAUGCAGAGCAGUACUUUGAUGGUGGUGAUGAUGAUGAGAUGGGGGAUGAAGGUGGUGGUGAUGAUGAUUAUUAGUCUCGUCUCUUUUUUGCUUCUAUACCCUUCUUGUCAUCAAUUAUCAAAGGGAAGGUUCUUGCUUUAUUACAAUGCUGUCCCAAACACCAUCAAUGCAUCAAUUCAUAACUUCGUCACCCAUGACCUUCUCUCGACUCGAGUCAAGUGCCCUUAGGCUUCCUAACAACCACCACACCAUCCUCCCUCAAAACCCAACCCACUUUGUCCCUCUCAACCAAUUCCUCCCACCCUCUAUCAGCACUCCUCUCCACAAACCCCUUAUCCACCAUCAUAUACCCCCUCCCCAAACACUUCAACGCAUGCAACCUCACCCCCUCCUCAGCCCAACUCAUCAAACACCUCUGAUAGCCAUCCACCGCCCUCCUCAUCCUCCAAAACACCACCCAAUCAUCAUGAACCAACGCCUUUACCACUUUAUCAACUUUCCCAUCUCUGAUUCCAAAACACCUUUUCAAGCGAUAUGCAUCCACAAAAUCACCUUGUCUGCACA
Messenger RNA from Aureobasidium pullulans EXF-150, 1196 nucleotides. RefSeq lists its product as uncharacterized. NCBI's taxonomy places the organism in Eukaryota, Fungi, Ascomycota, Dothideomycetes, Dothideales, Saccotheciaceae. Gene Ontology annotation, biological process: transcription by RNA polymerase III. The record is from RefSeq and is a predicted model, not a curated record. The coding region runs from base 41 to 706 and encodes 221 amino acids. The transcript has 2 exons. Gene Ontology annotation, cellular component: RNA polymerase III complex.